Molecule: messenger RNA, 2227 nt
Organism: Hemiscyllium ocellatum (epaulette shark)
Lineage: Eukaryota; Metazoa; Chordata; Chondrichthyes; Orectolobiformes; Hemiscylliidae
Product: zinc finger protein 835-like
Exons: 2
Coding region: 745-1881 (378 amino acids)
Biological process (GO): negative regulation of transcription by RNA polymerase II
Molecular function (GO): DNA-binding transcription repressor activity, RNA polymerase II-specific
Source: RefSeq, a predicted model, not a curated record
GCCUGGGUGGUGGAGUUCUACUGGUCGUGGGGCGGCCCCUGUGUCAACUAUGGGGCCACCUGGAAGGUACUGGGCCCGGGAGGUGAAAGAGCACAGUAGCGCCUCGACAUACAAACAAACCCGUUCAUGUACAAAUCGGUUUACGAACAGGAGCGUACGUAAAAUUUUGCUUCAACGUACGUACGAAAUUGAAGGUACGAACACAAAAGCUCUCGGGCCCCGCGUGAUCUCAUUCAGUUCGUCUUUGGCGUGUGCGCUGUGAACAGCUGUCCAACCAUUCUUACGCUAUCCGAACAAUGGGAAAAGUUGAUUCAGUUCGCGAACUUUUCGGAUUAAGUUCAUAAGUCGAGGCGCUACUGUAUUUGAAAAUCUGAAGGCAGAAGUUUCAACAUCAACAGAUGAAGGGCUUAAGCCCGAAACGUUGACUCUCCUACUUCUCGGAUGCAGCCUCACCUGCUGUGCUUUUCCAGCGCCACACUUUUCAAUACUGACUCUCCAGUGUCUGCAGUCCUCACUUUGACGUCAAUGUCUGACAGUCACUCAAUCCAUCGGGACCGCAACGGUUUUCAUCUAUGAUUCUGUGAGAAGGAGCAAAGCUUUUUGGUUCCUGUCUAAGUACGUUUUCAGCAUCAGCGGGACUGGAUGAGAGAGCCUACCAUUGCAGUGCACUGAGUGUGGAGCCUAAAAUAACUAUACGGCCUGGAAAGAGGAAUUCACAGCAGGGAGUGGCUCCACACUUCGGCCAUGGAGAAACGCGAGGAAUCCCACCUCUUGGAGAAACCAUGGAAGUGUGGUGACUGCGGGAAAGGCUUCCGUUUUCCAUCUUCCCUGGAGAUUCAUCGGCGUAGUCACACCGGGCAGAGGCCAUUCACGUGCCCAGUCUGUGGGGAGGCCUUCAGAUAUUCCUCCACCCUGCUGACCCACCAGCAGAUCCACACGGGGGAGACGCCCUACAGCUGCCCCGAGUGCGGGAAGGCCUUUCCCCAGGUCUCUGGACUGCAAAACCACCAGUGGGUCCACACAGGGGAGAGGCCCUUCAGAUGCCCCGAGUGCAGGAAGACCUUCAGCAAUUCCUCCUCUCUGCUGAGGCACCAGCGGGUCCACACGGGGGAGAGGCCCUUCAGCUGCCCUAAGUGCGGAAAAGCCUUCAGGGAUUCCUCCUCUCUGCUGAGGCACCAGCGGGCCCACACUGGGGAGAGGCCCUUCAGCUGCCUCGAGUGCAGGAAGGCCUUUAUCCAGGUCUCUGGACUGCUAAACCACCAGUGUGUCCACACGGGGGAGAGGCCGUUCAGCUGCCCCGAGUGCAGGAAGGCCUUCAGCAAUUCCUCUGCUCUGCUGAGGCACCAGCGGAUCCACACGGGGGAGAGGCCGUUCAGCUGCCCCGAGUGCAGGAAGGCCUUCAGCAAUUCCUCUGCUCUGCUGAGGCACCAGCGGAUCCACACUGGGGAGAGGCCCUUCAGCUGCCCCGAGUGCAGGAAGGCCUUCAGCAAUUCCCCCAACCUGCUGAGGCACCAGCGGGUCCACACAGGAGAGAGGCCCUUCAGCUGCCCCGAGUGCAGGAAGGCCUUCAGCAAUUCCUCCGCCCUGCUGACUCACCGGAGGGUCCACACGGGGGAGAGGCCCUUCAGCUGCCCCGAGUGCGGGAAGGCUUUUACCUGCUCCUCCCACCUGCUGAGGCACCAGCGGGUCCACACGGGGGAGAGGCCCUUCAGCUGCCCCGAGUGCGGGAAGGCCUUCAGCAAUUCCUCCGACAGGCUGACCCACCAGCGGGUCCACACUGGCGAGAGGCCAUUCCCCUGCCCCAAGUGUGGGAAGGCCUUCACCCGCUCCUCCCACCUCCGGAGGCACCAGCGAGUUCACAUACCAUCGCAGGGGGAUUGAAGGAGUGAAGGCUGAAAGUCCAGUAAAUAAUGACUAUCAGCCCAGCUCCCGGGACUCCCGGGUUUGAAUCCCGCUGCAGCAGAUGGCGCUAUACAGGGUAUGGGUUGAAAUUGCUGAGUGAGGCAAUGCUUCCUCCAGGUUACGGCUCUACCAAGGAUCCAAUUAGAAAGGGACAUCUCGGUGCUGACCAAUAGUGAAGACAGUGAGGUUGGGUGGGUGUAUAAGCGUGAGUGAGUGUGCUUUGAUCUUGAGCUGUUUAAAAAGCAGCUACUUUUUCUCUGCCUUUUUGCUGAAGGGGAUUUGAAGCUUUAACAAGGGGGUCACAAUAAAGGUGAAGUGAACUUAA